This is a messenger RNA of Pimephales promelas (fathead minnow), 2914 nucleotides long. RefSeq lists its product as uncharacterized. Lineage: Eukaryota; Metazoa; Chordata; Actinopteri; Cypriniformes; Leuciscidae. The record is from RefSeq and is a predicted model, not a curated record.
ACAUCAUCAUCUUCUUCUUCUUCAUCACUAUCUUCAUCAUCACCAUCUUCAUGAGCAACAAGCAACCAGUUUCAAAACAGGAAGCAGGUCUGCGCCACGACGGUUGCUGUUUUUUUGACUAAAGAAAGAAAAGUUUCCAGGCACGCAGGAUCCCCAGAUUAAACAGCUGAGAUCUUGCUUGACACACUGCUGGAGAGAUGGAGUUGAUUAAAGUGGAGGUUGUGGAUAAUGAUCCUGAACCCUGCAGAGUGAAAGAUGAAGAUGAUACUGAGGAACAAAGAGGCCAGAUGGAAGUGAAAGAGGAAAAUCAAGAACCGGUUGAUGUCAAGGAGAACCGCUAUUUUGAGAAACCUGAAGAUUAUAUGGUUGGAGAAAAAUCUUUGAGUUCCUCGCUAUCUGAAAAUAAUUUUUCACAAACAGCACAAGCCAAAAAUUUUUUCUCUUGCCCUCAAUGUGAGAAGACGUUCACACAUAAAGGAAACCUUAGGGAUCACAUAAAAAAUCACAUUGGAGAAAAGCCUUACGCAUGCCAUCUGUGUGGGAAGAGUUUUAUUCACAAAGGACACCUUAAUGAUCACAUAAGAAUUCAUACUGGAGAGAAGCCUUACGUAUGCUGUCUGUGUGGAAAGAGCUUCACAUGUAAAGGAAGCCUUAAUGGUCACAUGAGAAUUCACACUGGAGAGCGGCCUUUCACGUGCCACCUGUGUGGAAAGAGUUUUACGUGUAAAGGUACUCUUACAUGUCAUGUAAGAGUUCACACUGGAGAGAAGCCAUUCACAUGUCCUCAGUGUGAUAGGAGUUUCUCACAUAAAGGAAGCCUCAAGUGUCACAUGAGAAUUCACAUCGAAGAGGGACCUUUCACAUGCCAACAGUGUGGAAAGAGUUUCACACAGAAAGAAUACCUUAAAAAUCAUAUACGAAUUCACACUGCAGGAAAGCCUUUCACAUGCCAUCUGUGUGGAAAAGGUUUAACAUGUAAAGGAAGCCUGAAGUGUCACAUGAGAAUUCACACUGGCGAGAAGCCUUUCACGUGCCUUCAGUGUGGAAAGUGUUUCACCAAUAAAGGAAACCUAAAGAUUCAUGCAAGAAUUCACACUGAAGAGAGCCCUUUAACUUGCCUUCAGUGUGGAAAGUGUUUCACACAUAAAGAAAGCCUUAAGUGUCACAUGAGAGUUCACUCUGGAGAGAGGCCUUUCAAGUGCCAUCAGUGUGGGAAGAGUUUCGCUCGUAAAGUAAUCCUUCAGAAUCACAUAAAAACACACUCUGGAGAAAAGCCUUACACAUGCCAUCAGUGUGGAAAGAGUUUCACCGAUAAAGGAUACAUAAAGCGUCACAUGAGAAGUCACACCGGAGAGAAGCCUUUCAUAUGUCCUCAGUGUGGAAAGAGUUUUACACACAAAGGAAACCUUAAAAUUCACAUAAGAGUUCACACCGGAGAGAAGCCUUCCAAGUGUCCUCAGUGUGGAAAGAGUUUCACACAUAAAGGACAGCUUAAAGAUCACUUGAGAAUUCACACCGGAGAGAAGCCUUACACGUGCCCUCAGUGUGGAAAGAGUUUCAAAUGUAAAGGACACCUUAAGACGCACAUAAGAACUCACACCGGAGAGAAGCCCUUCACAUGCCAUGAGUGUGGGAAGAGCUUCACAGUUCAAAGAAGCCUACACAUGCACAUGAAAUAUCAUUCUGGAGAGAAAUUACAUGAGUGUUCUGAGUGUGGCAAGAGGUUUGCAGAGAGCAACACUUUCAAAACACAUUUGCUCAUUCACUCUGAAGAAAGACCAUUUAGUUGCGAUCAGUGUGGCAAAAAGUUUAUUUUAGCAGCGCGCUUAAAGGCACAUAUGAAGCUUCAUACAGAUGAGAGACCCUAUUUAUGUUCUUUGUGUGGUGAGAGUUUUAAACUGCUCGGCAGUUUAAAAUCGCACCAAAAAAUACAUGCCAGUGAGAAAUCUCAUGUGUGCCCUGAGUGCGGUAAAGCUUUUACCAGAGCAAGCUACUUGAAGCGGCACCAACGGACCCACGCUGGAGAAAACCCAGACAAAAACAUUGUCCAGAGUAGUCAAAGAGAGCAAAAUUUGUCUUCGGUAAUUAGUAAAUAGUGUCAGUGUGAUAUUCAUAUAGAGCAGAAAGUAGAAUUUCUUCAAAAGGGGGAUUUUAUCUAAGAGGGCUAAAUGACCUAAUGGCGAUGUCUGUGCUAUUCCAACAAAAAAAAGUGUAGGAAAAUCCUACUGGGCCUCAUGUAGACGCAUGCAUUUUCUGUAAAUCUGCUUUGAAACUAUAUGUAUUGUGAAAAGCGCUAUACGAAUAAUUGUAAAUUGAUUUUAUCCAUCUUAAUGUAGAAACGAGCGCAGAUCCAAGCACAGAAAUCAUCUUACGACAGGGUUUACGUGUGAUUCAUGAAAAAAGUUCCAUCAUACAUUGAUGAAUGUGGCAGCUGAAAACAAUCGUCAUUUGAGAAUCACAUCCUUAAAAAUUCAUGGUUUAGAAGCCUUGACCCUAGAGGUUACGACAUGGAGAAAUUGGAGGCUGAAAAACAAUUGGAGCCCGAUCCAGACCUUGACAAUGUACAAGAGGAUUGUGCUGAAUGGAUUUCAUGCAUAGACUUUGCGAGCAUAGAUUUUACAGGGCGUUUCAGAGUGGUAUGCUUUUAGUAAUUUUCGUAUACAUUAUAGAUACGAUGUUAUUAUAUUAUGAUACAUGAAAACUAAGGUAAUAUAAACAGUAAUCAAUCACAAAACCAUGGUUAAUUUUCCUAAGGAGCAUCUUACAAAAGCAACAGAAAACAAGCUUGUACUUCUAUAAAAUGUGCAGCGCACAGAUACACAUUUGGGGUUAUAAGGUUCUGGAACAGUUAAAAAUAUGUUUUAACUACUUGUAAGUUCAGCCUUAGGAAGGUCAAACAAAUGAGUUUUGGAAA